AGGAAAUUGAUAGCUGCCAUUCAAGAAAAAGGGGAACGGAGAGGCGGUAGGCGAGAUUCGUCUCGAUUGGAAAGGGAUCAGUGCACUAUAUGCAGGGGCUUUGGUCAUUGGAAAAGGGAAUGUCCUAGAAACAGGGAAGGGGGUCGGAAAACCUCGGCGAACGUGAAGAUAGCCAAUGUAAUAGAAGACUGACGGGAACCUGGGGAAUCUACCCUAGCGGAUCCACUGGUUAUAAUUAAGCUAGGGGAAAAGCAGCAGCAAGUGGAGUUUUUGAUAGAUACAGGAGCAACAUAUUCGGUUUUGAAUCAAGCCUUAAUGCCUUUAGGAGAUGAUUACGUUGUAGUACAGGGAGCAACUGGCCAAAGUGAAAAGGCGUAUUUUUGCGAACCUUUAAAGUAUAAAUUGGGAAAGCAAUGGGGUAUCCACAAGUUCUUAUAUAUGCCCAACUCCCCAAAGGCACUUUUGGGGAGAGAUUUGUUGGAACAAUUAGGAGCAAAGAUCACGUUUGAAAAAGGGGAAAUUACUCUGGAGGUAAAGGAUCGGCAAUAUACACAGGCAUUAAGUCUAGUCCUAACCAGUCUCCCCUCAGAAGGGAAAAUUGAUGAGGAAAUUCUGAACCAAGUGUAUCCAGGAGUCUGGGCUACUGAUGUGUCUGGAAGAGGGAAAAAUGCUCCACCUGUUGAAGUUAAGAUAAAGGAAGGUCAACGACCGGUGAGAAUUAAACAAUAUCCUCUAAAGAAAGAGGACAGGGAAGGAAUCCGACCGGUGAUAGAAAAAUUUUUGCAGCUAGGACUAUUAAAGGAAUGUGAGUCUGAAUUCAACACUCCUAUAUUACCUAUUCGGAAGUCCGAUGGGUCAUAUAGGGUGGUUCAAGACUUGCGCGCAGUGAACAGGAUUACUGAGGAUCUCUACCCAGCCGUGGCAAACCCGUAUACCCUACUGACUGCAUUGGCACCUGAAUUAAUCUGGUUUACUGUUCUAGAUUUAAAGGAUGCUUUCUUUUGCCUCCCUCUCCACGAAGCCAGUCAAAAGUUGUUUGCAUUCGAGUGGGAAAAUCCUAAAAGUGGUCGAAGGACCCAGCUCACUUGGACGGUGUUGCCGCAAGGAUUUAAGAAUAGUCCUACCAUUUUCAGCAAUCAGCUUGCGAGAGACCUGGAAUCAUGGGAAGCCCCGUCCGAGAAAGGAAAAUUGUUACAGUACGUAGAUGAUAUCCUGAUCGCUACCAACACAGAGGAAGAUUGUAUGGCGUGGACGGUGAGUCUGUUGAAUUUCUUAGGGCUUCAAGGAUAUAGGGUGUCCAAGAAGAAGGCCCAGGUAAUGCAGCGUAAAGUGAAUUAUUUGGGCUAUGAGAUCAGUGCGGGACAGAGAACUUUGGGGCAGGCCCGCAAAGAGGUGAUAUAUCAAACUAAAAAACCCCAGACGGUAAAGGAAUUGUGAACCUUUCUGGGAAUGACAGGGUGGUGUCGAUUGUGGAUCUACAAUUAUGGACUGCUUGUUAAACCAUUAUAUGCGCUGACAGCGACUGAGCAGGAACACCUCGAAUGGAAUAAAGAGGCUGAACAAGCUUUUGAACAACUAAAGAAGGCCCUGAUGUCAGCCCCGGCCUUAGGACUCCCGGAUGUGGCUUCUUUUCUCAGCGGAAACACAGGAGAACCAGUGCAUCAUGACUGCUUAGAAACUAUUGAAGCGACAUACGCAAGUCGCCCAGACUUAAAGGAUAGCCCCAUAGAAAACGGAGAAAACUGGUUCACAGACGGGAGCAGCUAUGUCCUGAAUGGCAAUCGUCACACAGGAUACGCCAUCACCACCAGUCAAGAGGUAAUAGAGUCAGGACCUUUGCCCAUGAACACCUCCGCACAAAAGGCAGAAAUAAUUGCCCUAACUCGAGCCCUGGAGUUGGCUCAGAGCAAAACUGUAAACAUUUACACAGACUCAAAAUAUGCCUUUGGAGUUGUACACGCACAUGGAGCAAUUUGGAAAGAAGGAGGCACACCAGAAAGUGAGCUCAGAUUUGGAAAAAGGAAUGAACUGGCGGACAGAGAGGCAAAACAGGUGGCCAAAACGAAAAUAAAAGUAGCAGGGGCUUUAAUCCCCGAUAGGCAUAUUUCCCUACAAGAUAAACCAAAAUACACUAGGGAAGAUCAGAAACUUAUUUCAGACUUAGAAGGGUCAUAUAAUGAAGAGGGAUGGGCUUAUACCCCACAGGGAAGAUUAAUUGUCCCCUCAUAUUUACUGUGGCAUUUAAUACGGGAAGAACAUAGGAAGAGACAUUGGGGAAUGGAGGCUCUGUAUAAGCAUCUGAUAAAAGAUAUUGUGGCUAGAAACUUAUAUACCACAGUGAGACAGGUGACUCAACAGUGUGACCUUUGCCUCCAGACUAAUCCAAAGAAUACUCCCAAACUAGAAAUGGGCCAGAUUGGAAAGGGUAAUGGGCCUGGACAACAAUGGCAGGUUGAUUUCACGGAACUUCCAAGAAAAGGGGGGUACCGAUAUUUGCUGGUAUUAACUGAUACCUUUUCAGGUUGGCCGGAAGCGUUCCCAACCAGAACUGCCAAGGCUCGGGAGGUAACUAAAAUACUAAUACAAGAAAUAAUACCGCGUUUUGGGGUUCCAGCAACCAUAUCCUCUGACAGAGGACCACACUUUGUUUCAAAAAUAGUGCAACAAACCAGCCACCAUUUAGGUAUAGAUUGGCAACUUCACACCCCAUAUCGCCCUCAGUCGAGUGGCCAAGUGGAGAAAAUGACACUUAAACAGCAAAUUGUAAAGUUGGGACAAGAAGCAAACUUGCCAUGUCCUCAGUCUCUCCCUUUAGCCCUUUUGCGUAUACGGACAAGACCGAGGGCGAGGGAAGGACCGAGCCCUUUUGAAAUUCUGUAUGGACGCCCCUAUGGAAUACAAAAGGGGACAUCAAUGCAAAUUGGGGAUGAAAUUAUGACUUCCUAUAUGGUGGCAUUGAGCAAGCAGCUCAAUAAAAUUGGAAAACAUGUAAUUGGGACCCGAGGAAGGGGUCUGGAUGGGCCUGUACAUGAUACCCAACCUGGAGAUUAUGUAUAUGUAAAGUCUCUUGCAGAGAAAACCUUGAAACCACAGUGGGAAGGACCAUACCAAGUACUCCUCACCUCCUUCACAGCAAUCAAAAUUAAAGAACAGAAUGCCUGGAUUCAUCAUACCCGUGUGAAGAAGUCGCCACAAAAGCUUUGGACAUCAGAAAUUCAAGGGCCUUUAAAGCUCAAGCUAAAAAGAUAGGAUGUGGGUUAAAUUUAACAUGAUUCUGAUAAUUUCACAGGUGAUAGAUGUUGCAGAAUGGCUGUGUGAUCAUGGCCUUGACUCCCUUAAAGAUCUUUGUGAAACAAAGUUAGUGUAAGUUAGCUGAAGCAGGCCUUGCAGCUAUGCUGAGGCAUGCUGAGAAGGAAGCUGAGAAAAACACUGACCUUGUGCCUAAUGUUGUAAAUAACUUUGAGGAAUUCACGUAGACAAGAGAGGAAAAGAAAAUAUGUAGCUAGCUAUCCGCAGAAACCGCAAGUAGGAGGACGUAUGAAAAUGUAACCCUUUAGAGCUUAGCCAAUCAGCAGAUGACUAGUAGGCAUAAUUAACUGGAACUGUAUAUAAGACAUAAUCGCGCCGUAAUAAAUCGAAGCUUGCUUUAUCACUCAUAUUGAGUCGGCUGCGUGCUUCCCCUCGCUCGUCGCAAGUGGCGCCCGAACAAGGGACCCCUAACCUUGUUAUUCACCGGACAGCGAGGACGGAGAAGCACUGGUAGCAGCGACCAGAGAGCAGAAGAUCGGCUGAUGCUGGCAUCGUACCCGAUCCGUGCUUGAGCCCAGGAUAAUUCAAGAAGGGGUUCGCCGUCCAUGAGCUGCUACCCAAGGGAAAAGGCUGCAACAAAGAGGACUUUAACGAGUGCACAAUGGAAAAAGAGGUAGCGCUAGCACUUUUACAAUGCUUUUUAGAAAAGCGGGGAGUAGGCCCUUUAAAAGAUCUGGCCGGGUUAAUUGCAUUAGGUAAAGCAAAAGGAUAUUUUGCAGAUCCUGAGCAUAUGUUUGAAGUAGAAGAAUGGCGUAAUUAUGGGGAUUGUUUAUGGGAUUUAGUAAUAGAUGAUGGUAAGGCAGCAAAAAAAUUGAUGAAAUCAUGGCAUGAAGUAACUAAUUGUAUAAAAAGAUAUCAAGCAGAAAAGUGCCUUGCUGCAGCAGUAACAAGCCGACUUGCAAGCGCAGAUCCUAAUGCAGAAAAAAUUAUGCCAUGUGAAAAUCACAUCCCAAUACCCCCUUUAUCACAAACAGUGCUCUCUGUACCACCUAUAGACCCUUCGUUUCCUCCGCCCCCCCCUCCGGCACAGUAGCCUCGGGGGGGCCAGAGGGCGGGGACACAUUGGAUGAAAGUGCUGCUGAGGAAGAAAAUAGCAGUGGGCAGUCAAUACAAAAUUCAAAAAAAAAAAGGAACAAAAAAUACAGUAAACAAACUGGUGCGUUCUACGUGCAUUAAUUGGCAAAAAAUAGCACAAGAAGCAGCUGCUCAGGGAAUAUUUGAUAUUGCUGAGCAAGUCAACCCCCCACAAGCUUUCCCUGUAACGUAUCAGAUGAAUGCCGCUAACCAAAGACAGGGAACCUGGGAGGCUUUGAUUGGAAAAUAUUAAGUCAGUUACGUAGUACGGUGAAUGAGUCGGGCCUCCACAGUGAGCCCACCAGAUAUACCUAACUUUAUGAAAGGGCCGUUAUUGUGCCAGUGUAUUCUGGAGAAUAGUAACAGUUACACCAAAGACAUUUUAGUAACCCUGCCCUUAGAUUCUUCUGUAGAAACAAUGCUAGAGCGAAUGAGUUGGGUGCCAGUAGGUCAGCAAGCCUUGCUAGUGGAAGCAAUCCAAGCAGUAGGGAGAGAUUUAGUGCAAGCCCAAAGUCAGGCUUUUGCAGCGCUUGCGCCUCUGCGCCCCCCUGGGGCUACCGCGCCCCCAAAGCCAGCGACCACCACGUGCCGAGACUUCCCCUGCUAUCGAUGCGGGAAGCCAGGACAUACCCGUGACCAAUGUCGACAACGUCAAGUGUGGUGCCAAAAUUGUCAGCGAGGGACCCACAGUACCAAUGUCUGUCGGCAGACGGGAAACGGGAAACCGAGCGCGAGGAGCCGCAGCGCGUCAACCCUAAUCGCGACUCCUGUCACCUUCACGACACCCCCUCCAGGAGACAUGACCAACUCUUAUCGGCAGACACCGUGUUACAACCCGCCACCCGAAGGAGCCUCGGCCUGGACCUGGCAACAGCAGUAGAUACAACAUUAAUUGACAACCGACCACAAAACAUCGCAACUCGUGUCCGAGGACCUCUGAUAAUAAAUGGGCAAAGCUAUGGUGCUCUAUUAUUAGGGCGGUCUUCUGGUAGUUUGAAAGGGCUGUUGUAAAGUGUGUUGCUUAUAGUAAUAAUUGUUAUCAUUGCACUCGUAUGUUUAAGCUGUGCUCUCUCUUGUAUUCAGAAAUUACUCGAGCGUGUAGCUGCACAAGUUUUGCUUGCGCAAAGAGAAAAAGGGGGAAAUGUUGCAGAAUGGCUGUGUGAUCAUGGCCAUGACUCCCUUAAAGAUCUUUGUGAAACAAAGUUAGCGCAAGUUAGCUGAAGCAGGCCUUGCAGCUAUGCUGAGGCAUGCUGAUAAGGAAGCUGAGAAAAGCACUGACCUUGUGCCUAAUGUUGUAAAUAACUUUGAGGAAUUCGCGUAGGCAAGAGAGGAAAAAAAAAAAAAUGUAGCUAGCUAUCCGCAGAAACCGCAAGUAGGAGGACAUAUGAAAAUGUAACCCUUUAGAGCUUAGCCAAUCAGCAGAUGACUAGUAGGCAUAAUUAACUGGAACUGUAUAUAAGACAUAAUCGUGCCGUAAUAAAUCAAAGCUUGCUUUAUCACUCAAUAUGAGUCGGCUGCGUGCUUCCCCUCGCUCGUCGCAGAUAGACACAGCGGCCUGGCGAGAGAACUGGUAUGUACAGGCGAUUCAAAACAUCACCAAAAUUUUAAAUAAAACAGAUUGUUGGAUCUGUACCCAAAUGACAAGACACUCUGGUUAUGAGAUACCGUUAAUAGGCAUCCCACUGCCAGUUUCCCUGACGAACCGCCAAGACUGCUCCUUUUGGGGAAAUACAAUCUGGAGCACAGACCCUCAGGUUAAGUGGGGACGAGAAUUAAAAAUAACUGUUGAAGAGACCAGCACAUUGGGGGAUAACUGCCUGGUAAGUUCGGGAAAAGGGCUGUUUAUGGGAGAGCACCCAAAUUGUAACAGAAGUCAUACUUUAAAUAUGACAGGUAGAGAUUUGGGAUUUUUGAAAUUGAACUAUACCGGUCUCCCGACCCCACAAGGGACAGGGUGGUAUUGGCUGUGUGGCACAAUGGCUCAUAAAGUCUUGCCCAUAGGCUGGCGGGGAGCAUGCACUCUGGGAGGUUUGGUCCCCAAUAUUACUAUCAUUGACGGGUUAACACGACCCCCCAUAAGAAAAAAACGGAACAUUGUAAAUAACCCCCUCAUAGACAGACCAACGAGUUUCCACAAUUUUGCGCGAUGGUUCAUUCUGUUUUUAGGGGUUAGUGAGUUGGAAAAGGCAAUAAUAAACGUCUCGGCUGUAAUAGAAACAGUGGAAAAUAGGACAGUUGAUGCCCUCCUGGCACUCCAGGAGGAAGUUACUGACUUAUCGAAAAUAGUGUCACAGAAUCGUAUGGCUUUAGAUUUGCUAUUAGCCUCCCAAGGGGGGGUAUGCACUGUGAUCAAUGUAGAUUGUUGCAUGUAUGCAGAUCACAGCGGGCGAAUCACCGAGGACCUUCAAGAAAUUAGGAAACAAGUAAAUAUUCCACAUAAAGUGACACAAGAUAACACUUCUUGGGGCUUUUCUGAAUUAUGGGAGAAAUUGACAUUCUGGUUGCCCAAUCUAACAUGGUUAAAACAAUUGUUUGUAAUGAUCAUUGUAAUUGUCUUUCUAUUUUUAAUUAUUAGUAUAGCUAUCCGUUGUGGAUUUUGGUGUCUUAAGGGAACUGGAAAUUCCUAUAGCGAAUGGAAGAGAAAUCAACUGCGACAAAAAUUAGAAUCUAAUCAAUACUUUGAGUCUGAGUAAAAGAAUUUACUAAUUUCUUUGAAAAGGGGGGAACUGAGAGAGAGGGGGGUUAAGAGAUAGGGUAAAGUUUAACGAUUAUGAUAGUCUGCUUAGCUGUUUGCCAAAUCUUACGUGGUUUGCUUGGGUGCUGUGAUAAGGUAUACGGGAGUAGAGAGCUUUAUGACCAUAUAAGUCCAAAGAACAAUUACAACCUUGCAAGAACAAGCCAAAGCCGGUUCUGCGGUUUGGACAAAGACCAGGACGUUACUGAGCCUGCGCCAGAUGUGGGGGCAACUAGCGGUCACGAGGAAGACUCGCCUGCCUUCAUCCUCAGGACCCCUGACGACCACCACCAGGAGACACUGCGCAGACUCAGUCGAGAGAAAAAUAUGGAAAUGACUCACAGAACUAAUUUUAAUAUGAAGCGGGGAUAGGUAAUGCAUAUGUAUAGGCGUAUUGCAACAUAUUAUGAAUAUGUAAUGAGUUGCCUUAUAAAAUAGAGCAAGUUUUCGCGUCAGGCGCGCACGGUUUUUGGCGGGAUUACCCCCCGUGCUGCCCAGCGCUGAAUAAACAUACCUACUUUACAAUCU
Molecule: messenger RNA, 7645 nt
Organism: Falco peregrinus (peregrine falcon)
Lineage: Eukaryota; Metazoa; Chordata; Aves; Falconiformes; Falconidae
Biological process (GO): DNA integration
Molecular function (GO): RNA-DNA hybrid ribonuclease activity; nucleic acid binding
Source: RefSeq, a predicted model, not a curated record